This is a messenger RNA of Anopheles nili, 928 nucleotides long. RefSeq lists its product as uncharacterized. Gene Ontology annotation, cellular component: nucleolus. Bases 56 to 928 code for a protein of 290 amino acids. The record is from RefSeq and is a predicted model, not a curated record. The transcript is spliced from 2 exons. Gene Ontology annotation, biological process: small-subunit processome assembly; endonucleolytic cleavage in 5'-ETS of tricistronic rRNA transcript (SSU-rRNA, 5.8S rRNA, LSU-rRNA); endonucleolytic cleavage to generate mature 5'-end of SSU-rRNA from (SSU-rRNA, 5.8S rRNA, LSU-rRNA). Lineage: Eukaryota; Metazoa; Arthropoda; Insecta; Diptera; Culicidae. Gene Ontology annotation, molecular function: RNA binding.
ACGAAAAGCAACGCUUCGUGUCGUGUCUCAGAAGGAUAAACGGUUAAAAAACUCGAUGAACGGCGAUGACCGUCUUGCCGGAGAUUCGGAAAACGGAACCAUGUACGACGAUGAUCCUAUGAGCGAAGAUGAUAUGAAGCAAAACAUAAGCGAGCAACGCAACGCAAAACAGAAUGAGGUCUACGAGGACGAGAACGAGAACGAGGAAGAGGAUGCCGACGAAGAAGGAGAGGAAGAAGAGCUGGAAGACGAAGAUUCAGAUGAUCCAGAAGAGAACACAGAGGAGGAGCUCGAAUUGGAAAAUGAAAAAGCUAGUGAAUCAGAUGAUGGAAUCACUAGUGGCGUAGCUAAAUCAUCCAACAGGAAAACUAAACUAUCGGUUACGGUUUCAAAGAAAAAAAUCCAGCGAGUAACCCCCUUGCUGAAGAAAAAGAAAAGAAAAGCCGGAGUUGUAUACAUUAAUUCCAUCCCCAAGCAUAUGAAUGUAACGAUACUGCGAUCACUGCUCGAGCCUUUCGGUGAGCUCGGACGAAUAUAUCUACAACCAUCACAGAAAGAUGGAAAGGUACGAAUGAAAACAGCAAACGGAAAACGAGCAAUGGUAAAGUACACCGAGGGUUGGGUGGAAUUCCUUGAUAAACGAGUUGCCAAAUCGGUAGUUCCCAUGCUGAAUAUGCAUCCCAUCACAAAUAAAAAGAAAUCCGUCUUCCGGGACAUUCUCUGGAGCAUGAAAUACUUGUCCGGAUUUAAAUGGGUGCAUCUGAACGAAAGGCUAACUUACGAGCGAGCCGUAGCGAAGGAAAAACUACGAGAACAAAUUCAUCAAAUACGUAAGGAAGUAAUGUACCACGAGACCAAAGUGCAUCAUAAAGAAAUGGCACAAAAAAAUGCAGAAAGAGAAAAGAAGGCAAACAAGAAAGAGCAAUAA